This is a messenger RNA of Harmonia axyridis, 571 nucleotides long. RefSeq lists its product as uncharacterized. Bases 86 to 571 code for a protein of 161 amino acids. NCBI's taxonomy places the organism in Eukaryota, Metazoa, Arthropoda, Insecta, Coleoptera, Coccinellidae. The record is from RefSeq and is a predicted model, not a curated record. The transcript has 2 exons.
GUUAGAAAUUCAGUGUUGUUUGUAAUCUUGCCCUGACUAGUGCUGUUAUUUAUAUAUUUGUUGAAUCUUCUUUGUGCUUGAGACAAUGUCGUUUAAUAACCAGAGUUCCGACAUGAUCCCAAUACAAGUUGAAUAUGCAGAAUAUAAACGGAAGAAAGAAUAUUUGAAGAGAAUAGUGAGACUCACGACAUCAAAGAUGCAGGAUGACGAAAGUGAUGUGGAGAGCGGCUCAAUGAGCUACAGAAUCCAUUACAAAAUCUACAUAGAGGCUCUGGAGCAAUUAUUAGGCAAGGAAGUAGUUGAGAGAAAAAUAAAAGAUAAGGAGGAAAGAGAAAAGAGAGAGAAAGAAGAAAAGAAAAUUGAAGAAAGAACCUGGACCGAAAAGUUAGCAAUUUUCAAAGCUAUGAACAGAGCUUCUUGCUAUAAGCAACUCUUGGAUCAAGUAAUUAUCGGACAAGAAAGUAUAAAAGAUGCAAAUUUGUUAAUGGCGAACCUCUGUAGCCAGGACAAACAAAGAAAUACACAUAGACAUUUAGAAUUCACUCCUACUGUACCAAAAAGAGCUUUGUAA